CCUGUCUGCUAGACUUUAUGACAUGAACAUGACACAUGGCGUGUAACCUUCUUUAUUUUUCUUCCAUCCAUUCCAUAACUUUUUAAGUAAUGGUUUAGGUUCAAAAAGUUAAUAGUGUGAUUACGUAGAUUUUUUUAUUAAAUUAAAGCAUUUCCAAAAUGCCGAAGAAGAAAACAGGUCAGAGGAAAAAAGCUGAGAAACAGCGGCUCAGGCAGAAAGAAAUAAGAACUGCAAAAGAAAAUGUUGAAUUGGCUGAACAUCCUUGCAAUAUUACAAUGGAAUGUGAUAAAUGCCAUCGCAAGCAGAGAAGUCGUGCAUUUUGUUAUUUUUGCCAAACUGUACAGAGAUUGCCUGUUUGUGCCCAGUGUGGUAAAAUGAAGUGUAUGCUAAAAACUGGUGACUGCGUAGUAAGACAUCCAGGCGUGUAUACCACUGGAAUGGCUAUGGUGGGAGCUAUUUGUGAUUUUUGUGAGGCAUGGGUAUGUCAUGGAAGAAAGUGCCUUCAAUCUCAUGCAUGCACCUGCCCCCUCCAAGAUGCAGUAUGCAUUGAAUGUGAACGUGGUGUAUGGGACCAUGGUGGUAGGAUUUUUAGAUGCUCAUUUUGUACUAACUUCCUAUGUGAAGAUGACCAAUUUGAACAUCAGGCUUCUUGUCAAGUAUUGGAAUCAGAAAAUUAUAAAUGUCAGUCUUGCAAUAAGUUGGGACAAUACUCUUGUCUUAGGUGUAAAACCUGCUAUUGUGAAGAUCAUGUUCGUAGAAAAGGGUUUAAAUAUGAUAAAAAUAAAGCUAUUCCUUGUCCUAAAUGUGGAUUUGAAACUUCACAAACCAAAGACCUCAGCAUGUCAACACGUAGUCACAAAUUUGGAAGACAAGGACAAUCUGGGUUUUAUGAUGAUGAUGAUGAUGAUCAAGGUGGGUACGAUGAUUAUGGUGAAGCUGCUGGUGGCGACUAUGAUUAUGAUGAUGACGACGACGAUGAUGAUGAUGAGGAGGAAGAAAGUAGUGAAGAGGAAUCUUCAGAAGAAGAAAAUGAACCUAAUGAAAAAAAUAAAAAAUAGAUUUUUUUUAAUGUAAUAUUGAAAUUAAAUACUUUUAAAUGGU
Molecule: messenger RNA, 1101 nt
Organism: Psylliodes chrysocephalus
Lineage: Eukaryota; Metazoa; Arthropoda; Insecta; Coleoptera; Chrysomelidae
Source: the annotation of a GenBank genome assembly